This is a messenger RNA of Acyrthosiphon pisum (pea aphid), 1433 nucleotides long. RefSeq lists its product as uncharacterized. The transcript has 5 exons. NCBI's taxonomy places the organism in Eukaryota, Metazoa, Arthropoda, Insecta, Hemiptera, Aphididae. Bases 220 to 1125 code for a protein of 301 amino acids. The record is from RefSeq and is a predicted model, not a curated record.
AUGAAAUAAUUCGAGGAGGGUGUACACCGUGUAACAGUGACCAGUGUGCAUUCCGUUUAGCGCCUUGUUCCAGUUCACCAGUGCGGCAUUUCACUCGUGACCAAGCUUCGUAUAGCACGUUUUUUUUACCUUUAUCUGGAUAUCUUAAUUUUUUCCACAGUUUUUGUUUGGCUGAAAUUUUCUUAGUUUUAUCAACUGGCCUGAAUUUACAAUAACAACAUGACGUCGAUAGUUGUGCUGAUUAUAUCGAUUUUCACCAUCAUAGCUGUUACCGGAGAGGCAGUAGACUUGCAAACCGAUAAGAAUUUGACUGAAGUCACUUCAGAAAUGGAAGGUUGUCCGUAUCUAGAUAAUGCUGAGUAUAAAGUUACCGUGAAGGGUUCGGUAUCAACGUUGAACGGUGGAUGUGGCUUCAUAAACUACAACUCUAGUGACAUAAACCCACAAACAUUUAGCUUAUGGUUCGGAAAUAGAUAUCAUACCGCAAAAAAUUGUCGUGAUAAUGCUAUUGAAUAUUUUCGUUUUUACUGUCUAUCAAAAUCACCCUCACCAUCAGAAGACAUCAGAAAGGGACUAAUGUACAUAAAGCUAUACGAUGAUGCUUUCCACAAGGUGGAAAGACGAAAUCGCAGAUGUGCUGUGUAUGACAAGACCGACGGCAAUGACUACGUCACAACGUUACGGGUGGCGGUUAGCAGUAACGAUUCGUGCGACGGAUUGUUUGACAUACUGGAGCACCCGGAAAAGAUACGUUUGCACAAAAAGGGGGCCAUGUUGCUGAUAUUUAGCAGGAUCAGACCCGACGCACCACUAACACCGGCUGCCACAACAACUACUACUGAAUCAAUACAAUCGAUAUACAAUCAGUACGAGAGACGAGGAUACAGUCUACAGAAUUAUGACAAUCAACCAUAUCUAUUUUGGAAGACCAAGGCUACAGAAAUUCAAGACAGUGACAAAAGAGAACAACAAAUGAGUGAUGCAGAUAGCGGACAUAGUGCAGUUACGGACCUUGAAGGUUAUGAAUAUUUGCAUUCCGAUAUAGAGGACGAAGAUGUGGACGUGAGUACAAUUAAGGAUACAAAUCACAUGCAAGCGCUCGAAGUCGUUGGCGAAAAAAAAUAAUUCAAAAAUGAAACAAGUACUAUAAUAUACUACUAUAUCCAUUUGUAGGCUUAGUGAAAACAAUUACUAAUUUUUUUUUUUUUUAAUAAUUAUAUCGUGCCAUGUAUACCAACAUGUAUACCAUACAUAACAAAUCUAUGCACGUUUUUAUAUUAUAUUCAUAUCUUUAUAAAAUAUUACUACAUUUAACAAUAAACUCUCGUAAAUAAACUAUUAUUAUCCAUUUAUAUGUACCUAUAUUAGUUAUAUAUCCAGAUGUAAUAAGUCCAGUACUAAUACCUAAAUAAUAAAUAAAUAUUCAAUUCUCA